This is a messenger RNA of Aspergillus melleus, 1218 nucleotides long. RefSeq lists its product as uncharacterized. The transcript has a single exon. The record is from RefSeq and is a predicted model, not a curated record. NCBI's taxonomy places the organism in Eukaryota, Fungi, Ascomycota, Eurotiomycetes, Eurotiales, Aspergillaceae. The coding region runs from base 1 to 1218 and encodes 405 amino acids.
AUGAUCAUUCAAAUCUGGCAACAACCAGAUCUCGCUAGCCAAGUCCGCCGCUAUUUUCUCUCAUGGAACUGUUCUGAGAUAAGGUUCGAGAACAACAACCGACUUGGGGACGAAUUCAAUGGAUUUGUUGACCGCGUGCUCGACGAGAUCUUCGAGCCCGAGGAACAAGCAUGCCGAUCGAAAUGGCGAAUUCAUCUACAAAGACGAUGCGAAGAAGCUUGGAAGGGGCUCCUGCUCGUUCGCCUGACGCAUCUGCAAACCCUCGAGAUCGUUUCUCUAUACACAGAAGGCUUAGUGCCGGAUAUUCUUCGCAAGGCGGCGCACCGACAGCGUCCCUUUCACGAGGCACCUCCCUUUCCUUGUCUGCGAAACAUUCGAGCGAGUCCUGGGCUUAUGGAGCCAGCUAUCGGUUCCCGUUUCAUCCUGCCCUUCUUUUAUUUCCCGGCCGUGCGCAUCAUUGAAGGGGUGCAUUACAGGUGGAUGCGUUACCACCACACUGUGUGCGGGUUGGAGAUCGACGCGACAUACAGGAAGUCGAUACUGGAGACACUUCUUCUGCCCGUGAACCACUCUUCCCGUCCAGUUCGCAAGAUUGUACUCCAGACAUGUCAUCGUAACCGUGACAUCCUUGGCUGGCUCAAAGCAUGCACACAGCUGGAGCACGUGGAUAUCCUACUCGUUCGGUCCGGAGGCGAGUGGUACCCAGACGACCCGUAUACCUUCAGCGCCCCAGAACUCCGACAAGCGCUACUACCAUCCCAAACAACUCUCCGGACACUUCACGUGGGCGCUAUAGAUAUGAACAGUGCCGCACGAGAGAUGAUCGAUUCCAGCGGACCAAUGGUAUCGUUGAAAGAAUUUACAGUCCUUGAGGAUCUUGCAAUACGACAUGCCCAUCUCUUGAGACCAUCACCAUCACCAUCACCCUCUUCCGCAACACUUGGAGUCAGAGACCAGCAGCAGCUAUGUGACAUACUUCCUACCACGAUCCGAAGCUUGGGGAUUAGAGAUAUUGUGAAGGAUGAUUUUCCCGGUCUGCUGCUGGAGCUUUUGGGACUGGUGCGGCAGCAGACUUCUUCUUGUCCUCCUUUUCAUCAGCUUGAAAGAAUCCAGCUCUAUUCCUACCCUGCGAUCACUGAUGAGUACUCACUCAAUCUAUUGCUACAUGCCUGUGAGACCGCUGGUAUUGUCUUGACUGUUAAGGUGACUCGUUGGUAG